GUGAGGCCUUUGGGCAUGUAAAAGCAUUUAAAAAGCUCAGGUGUUGUUCUCACCCUUCAGUUUGCAACGGCUGCAGAAAACGCAACAACAUUCUUGUGCUGUGUUGAGCCACUGGAUUUAAGGACAUGUUGCUGUUGAUUUUGAUGCUUUUUGUUCCUCCCUGCACUACACUUGAAAAAUCAAGUUGCAAAGGCGGAACUAUUCAAUUGGAAGGUGGAAGAAAUGUGACAAAAGAAGGGAAUCUGAUUUUCAUUUCAACUGAAGGACAAAGAAAAACGUUAAUGUAUAAAGGCAAGGCUACAGACCCACGUAUCACAGUUUCGUACAGCAAAGUACUUCUUAAAGGAUUGCAAAAAGAAGAUGAAGGAAAAUAUCAAUUUACAUCUCUCAGAGGGCUUGUAAACCAGUAUGAGGUAAAAGUAAUAGAAUGUAUUACAAAGAAGUAUAUGGAGAGUGUUUCCCUUGGGGUUCCUGAAAGAGCUCAGUACCUGUAUUUUAAGGGUUCGACUGAAAAACUGGAAAAACUCUGGGAUCGUACAAAAAGUCAAAACACUGAUAAAAGAGUGAUUGUGAAGAACAAUGUCUGGAAAAUGGUCAAUCUCACUAAGGCAGACGAAGGAUUCUACUUGUUUGUUCGUGAAGACAAAAAAGUUGAGCUAACGAUAAAGCUAUCUAUAAAAGAAGAAACCCAGGAUUAUAAACUGAAAGUGAAUGAGAGCCUCUUCAUUAAAUUUCCUGAGCGUGGAGGACCUUGGGAUGUGGUGUUCAAGUCAAAAAAUAAACAACAGAGGGUGAUGAUCAAAAAUCAACUAGUUUUGGAAGGCACUGGAUUCGAGGGGAGAAUUACUAUUCAGAAUAAUAGCAUUGAAAUUAAAUCAGUGACAGCAGAAGAUUCUGGAACGUUUAACUUCUAUGACCAACAAGGCAACCUGGCAAUGUCUGUUAAGCUGGAUGUUGACUCUGGAUCUAAUCACCUAGCUGCUUAUAUUGUUGUUCCGUUGGUCCUUCUGGUGGUUUGUGUGGGUGGUGGUUCUGCUGCAAAAAAAGGUAAAUCAAAACCUAGCGAGGAAGCUUUUGUCUCUCCCGAUCCUAACACUGUGCAUGCUUCGCCGCCUGAUACCAACAUGUAUCCUCUGCUACAUCAGGUUCCGCCUCCAGAAACUUCUACGUCUAUGCACUACAAGAUGUAGUUUUCACCUCUGGAUGCUGAGCCACUGACUGAUCAUGCAAAAACAUAGAAAAAAGGGAUUUAAAGUUCUGAAUAACCCAAUUUUGUUGCAAGCUUUAUCAAGAGAUUAGUUGAAUGUUGUUUUCAGAAGUGUGUGUGUGUGUGGGCGGGG
Messenger RNA from Cyprinodon tularosa, 1340 nucleotides. RefSeq lists its product as uncharacterized. The transcript is spliced from 9 exons. Lineage: Eukaryota; Metazoa; Chordata; Actinopteri; Cyprinodontiformes; Cyprinodontidae. The record is from RefSeq and is a predicted model, not a curated record. Bases 126 to 1190 code for a protein of 354 amino acids.